Messenger RNA from Lachancea meyersii CBS 8951, 456 nucleotides. The record is from the annotation of a GenBank genome assembly. Lineage: Eukaryota; Fungi; Ascomycota; Saccharomycetes; Saccharomycetales; Saccharomycetaceae.
AUGGAAAAAUGGGACGAGUUGGGAAUGAAAGUGGCGUAUGAAGAGGCCGUUAAAGGUCUCGAGGAAGGUGGUGUUCCAAUUGGUGGGUGUUUAAUCGAUGAAGACGGUAAAAUUCUUGGCUCCGGACACAACAUGCGAUUCCAGAAAAAUAGUGCAACUUUGCAUGGGGAAAUCUCAACGUUGGAAAAUUGCGGCCGCUUGAAGGGUUCUGUUUACAAGCGUUGCACCCUUUAUACCACUCUUUCGCCUUGUGACAUGUGCACAGGUGCGAUCUUGUUGUAUGGCAUCGCUCGAUGCGUAAUAGGUGAAAAUGUCAAUUUCAAGGGCGAUGGUGAACGGUAUCUGGCAGAACGUGGCUGUAAAGUACGUGUCAUGGACGAUGUAAAAUGCAAAGCGAUCAUGAAGCAGUUCAUCGAGGAAAGACCUCAAGACUGGUUUGAAGACAUUGGCGAGUAA